AUGAAUUCAAUUAAUAAUAAUAAUGCAUUAAAUCUUUCUAAUUCAAUGUCAACUGCCAUCAGCUCUGAUUUAGUUGGCGAAUCUUUUUCUCAGGAAGAGGAAGAAGAGGAAUUAAUCGCAAAAUUAUUCUUUAAUAUUCCGUUUCUUGAUAAAGAAAUAAUAAAAGCUUAUGAAUAUUAUAAGACUUUAGAUGCUAUUAUUGAAAAUAAUUUUGUCAUCCCUUUAUAUGGAUGUGAUAAAGACAAUUAUUGUUAUAAGUUAUGGCAAGAGCUGCAGGAUUUAAAGCAAGAACAAGAUCAACAAGGAUUGAAUCAACCACAGGAAGAUCUAAAGCAGCAAAGGCAACAAGAAAGUGAUAUUAGUGAUGAUGAUAAGGAUGAUAAUUAUCAAAAUUUAAGAAAUAAAUUAGUCCCAACAAGUCAAGAAUUUCAACAAUUUAUAACAAAUUGCUUAGAUAAACUAAUCAUUUAUCAACCAGAAAAUUCUUUUAAAUUCUUAGCAACAUUGUUAAAUUUACCAAAUGAUAUUAAAGAAUUUGAAAAUUCAAUCAAUGCUUUUUAUUGGAGUGACAAAGCUGAAUCAGAAUUGGCACAUUUUAAUUACGAUAAUAAUGAAAAUUUAAUUAGAAAUUUAAUAUUAUUAAAAGGAGAAAAAAUCUAUUACAACCACAGCCAACAAAAACAAAAACUUGGUGAAGAUGAUGCGCGACAACAAAAUUCAUCGUUGUUUUUAAAAGGAAAUUUAUCUGAUUUUCCAUAUGAAUUAUGUUAUAAAAGUGUUUCUUCAUCAUUAUGGUAUUCGUUUGUUAAAUAUAGAUUUGUUGUUUCCAAAAAGCCACAACAAAAUUAUCAAAAUUAUCAAUUAUUUACUACAUUUAAAUCUACUGAUAAAAGUUUUUUUGGUAGAAUGGUUACACCAGAAUUUGAUGACGAUGAUCAUGGAGAAAAUUUUGAAUUCAAAAUUUCAGAUCAAGGUGUUAUAAUAUAA
Molecule: messenger RNA, 987 nt
Organism: Entrophospora sp. SA101
Lineage: Eukaryota; Fungi; Glomeromycota; Glomeromycetes; Entrophosporales; Entrophosporaceae
Source: the annotation of a GenBank genome assembly